Molecule: messenger RNA, 1652 nt
Organism: Bufo bufo (common toad)
Lineage: Eukaryota; Metazoa; Chordata; Amphibia; Anura; Bufonidae
Gene: LRRTM3
Product: leucine rich repeat transmembrane neuronal 3
Exons: 2
Coding region: 111-1652 (513 amino acids)
Cellular component (GO): plasma membrane
Molecular function (GO): protein binding
Source: RefSeq, a predicted model, not a curated record
GUCUGGAAGCAGCCCUGAGUCACCACCACCAUGCAGCUGGCAGAGGCGAAGUGCCCCUGGCCCCAGAGGCAAUAACUACACCUGAGGAGCAGCCCUCACUGGAAUGAAGAAUGGGUUUCAACCCUUAUCGGUUAUUAAGAGGAUCAGCUGUAUUCCUGCUUCUAGCCCUUCUGGUUUUCAUGGCUAUGCUCUCCUCUGCUGAACGUGGGUGCCCUACAGGAUGUAGGUGUGAUGGAAAAAUGUUUUAUUGCGAGUCUCAGAAGCUGCAGGAAAUCCCUUCAUCAAUAUCUGCUGGAUGUAUCGGGUUAUCUCUUCGAUAUAACAGCCUCUACGUCCUGAAAUAUAAUCAAUUCAAAGGUCUUAAUCAGCUUACAUGGUUGUACGUAGACCACAACCACAUCAGCAGCAUAGACGAGAACGCGUUCAGUGGGAUCCGUCGAUUAAAGGAGCUGGUUCUGAGCUCUAACAGGAUAUCUCAUCUGCUGAAUAACACCUUCAGACCUGUGACUAACCUGAGAAAUCUAGACUUGUCCUACAACACCAUGCAAAAACUUGGACCUGGCCAAUUUAAGGGCUUGAGGAAACUGCAGAGCUUACACUUGAGGUCUAAUUUAUUAAGAAACGUUCCAGUUAGAAUAUUUCAGGAUUGCAGAAAUCUAGAACUUCUGGAUCUAGGUUAUAACAGAAUCCGGAGUUUGGCCCGAAAUGUUUUUACAGGUAUGAUCAGAUUGAAGGAACUGCAUUUAGAGCACAAUCAUUUCUCCAAACUCAACUUAGCUCUUUUCCCUAGGCUGGUUAGUCUACAGAACCUCUACCUACAAUGGAACAGGAUCAGUUUCAUAGGACAAACCAUGUCAUGGACUUGGACCUCACUACAAAGACUCGAUUUAUCUGGCAAUGAGAUUGAGGCAUUCAGCGGCCCGAGUGUAUUUCAAUGUGUCCCGAACCUUCAGAGGCUUAACCUGGAUUCUAAUAAGCUGACCUUUAUAGGCCAGGAGAUCUUGGACAGCUGGGGAUCUAUGACAGAUGUUGGCCUGGCAGGGAAUAUCUGGGAGUGUAGCCGAAAUAUCUGCUCCUUGGUCAACUGGUUAAAAAGUUUUAAAGGCUUACGAGACAACACCAUUCUUUGUGCCAGCCCAAAGGAUCUGCAGGGGGUCAACGUCAUCCAGGCGAUCAAAAGCUACAAUAUUUGCAGCAAAAAUGUGACUGAAAGCAGGGAACUGAAAACCACUGGGCGGAAUACAACAGUGAAACACAAAAUUACAAGAACUAAACACGAAAGUAACCAUUCAACGCCUCCGACUGUCGGAGUGACAGCACCUGGCUAUGAUACCAGCGGGGAUGCUCAUAGUGUUUCUUUACAUAAAAUAAUAGCAGGGACUAUUGCUCUGUUCCUGUCAGUAUUAGUGAUAUCCUUAGUAAUCUACGUGUCAUGGAGAAGGUCUCCAGCAGGUGUAAAGCAUCUGCAGCAGGCAACUCUUAUGAAAACUCACAGCCAAACAAAAAGAUCAUCCCUAACACAAAUUAGCCUAACACCACAGGAGUUUUAUGUAGACUACAAGCCGGCAACUAGCAGAGAAACUUGUGAAUCCAUAAGCAGCACUGGACCCUGCACCUUUACCAAAACAGGUUCCAGGGAAUGUGAGGUAUAA